GACCGAUUUGAUGUGACGCGAAAUUGCAGCAAACAAGUCAUUGAAAUGCAAUGUCAUUGUGUUUCUUUCCUUCUCAACUAUGGUUCAUCCUGCACGGACCUUCCAAGCCCGCCAAACAGCUGUUUUACCUCGCUCUCACGGCCCACAACCACCACUUUACCGGUGACGCAGAACCAGAUUACUACUCUAAUGGAUACCAAAGCUUCACCGACUAUGAGAAGCCUCCAAACCUGGUUGGUUUGGACCUCGUGGCUCAGCUGCAGUGGCAUGGGUCUUAUUCCAAUCCUUAUUAUCUCAACAAAGUCGUCUCCUUUUGCGCCAAAUCCGCUUAUAAGGAUUUUGGUAUUCAAGUCCAUUGUACGAUUAUCAAAUUGAGUUUUACUUCAAACGUAUAUGUAUCCAGUGCUGUUGUUGAUAUGUAUGCCAAGUGUGGCGAAAUUCAUUCUGCUAAAAAAAUGUUCGAUGAAAUGCCUCAACGAAAUGAAGUUACUUGGAAUUCGUUGAUUUCUGGGUAUCUGAAUGUCGGUUUCCCACAAAUCGCUGUUGAAUUUUUUGUCGAGAUGUUAGGAGUGAUGAGAGUUGUGACACCAUCUAGCGUUUUAGCUUGUCUUGUGGGUUGCUCGCAAUUGGAGGCAAGGGAACUUGGGGUUCAGGUUCAUGGGCUGAGUGUGAAAGCUGGGUUUGGUUACAAUGUUGUUGUGGGGACGGUUUUAAUUGAUAUGUACUCAAAGUGUGGCAAUGUCAACGAUUCUCAGCGGGUUUUUGAUCAUAUGGCGGAUAAGAAUGUUGUUACUUGGACGUCUUUGGUUACUGCAUAUGCACAAAAUGGAUACCCGGAUGAAGCUAUCAUGUUGGUCAGAGAAAUGACGCGUUUGGGACUCAAAUCAAAUUAUGUGACUUACAACAGCCUGCUAAGUUCAUUUUCUGGUCCUAAACAUCUGGACUAUUGCAAGCAAGUUCACUGUUGUAUAAUUCGACAUGGUUUCGAGUCGAAUGUGUAUAUAGCAGCAACUCUUCUCACCGUGUACUCAAAGUGUAGCAACAAUGUUGAGGAUUUUAAGAAGUUACGGUCAGGUGUUACAUCACAAGACCACAUAUCAUGGAAUGCAAUCAUUUCUGGUUUAUCCAAUUUAGGAUAUGGUAAGGAUGCUCUCCAUAGUUUCUUUGAAAUGAGGCAGGCUGGCAUUAUUGUGGACUUCUACACAUUUACAAGUGUGCUAGGAGCAAUAGGGGGUAUUUCAGUCCUUGAAGAGGGAAGGAAAAUGCAUACUCUUAUUGUAAAGAUGGGGUUUGAUCAAAAAUUGUGUAUUCAAAAUGGACUUGUUUCCAUGUAUGCAAGAUGUGGUGCCCUCAAUGAUUCAAAGAGGGUGUUUUGGUUGAUGGAGGACCGUGAUGUGAUCUCUUGGAAUGCACUUCUAACAGGAUGUGCUCACCAUGGAUAUGGCGAGGAGACUCUAGAAUUGUUUGAACAGCUGAGAAAAACCAAGAUCAAACCUGAUAGCACCACCUUUCUUGCUGUGUUAUCUGCUUGCAGCCAUGCUGGUUUUGUUGAUCAGGGACUUGAGUAUUUUGAUUUGAUGAGAAGUCAUAUCUCAAUUGAAUCUCAUAGAGUAGAGCAUUAUGCUAGCGUUGUUGAUAUUUUUGGCCGGGCUGGGUGUCUAAAUGAAGCUGAAGCUGUCAUUAACAGCAUGCCAAUAGCUCCAGGGCCCUCGGUUUAUAAAGCUCUGCUUAGUGCUUGUUUAGUUCAUGGAAAUAGAGAAAUUGCUGCACGCACUGCAAAAAUGCUUCUAGAGUUGUGGCCUAAUGAUCCUGCGACAUACAUAUUACUAUCAAAUGUGUUGAAAACAGGAGGGUGUUGGAACAAUGCGGCAGAUGUACGGAAACUAAUGUUUGAUAGAGGAGUAAGGAAGAAGCCUGGUUAUAGUUGGAUUUAAAAUAACGGAUGAAUGGUUACUUUUUGCAAUAUUAAUCACUUAACAAUGCAGCCUGUCACUGACAUAGGGAGAUGAUCAGCCUGUCAUUUUCAGAGGGUGGUUGAGAUAAUGUAGACCGACUUCCUUUGUUGCAUAUGGGUGGUUUUAGUGAUUCAGGUGGCAAAGAACUGAGGAAAUAUUUUCUAUAGGACUGGCUUUACAUACUACUUGAGAUCAUCUCUUCACUAGAUCAUAGUUAUGGACACUUGGAUAGAGCAAUGGAUAAUACCAAUCUCUAUAUCAACUGUAUAUAACACCUAGUCAUAAUUGCUACCAUCAGGUGGGAUGUGGAUAACUUUUUGUGGUUUCUUGUCCUUGUGGCAGAUCUGUACUUCAGAGAGAGAGCACUCGAUCAAUCUGCUUGUUUAUGUGUUGAAAUAUCAUAGUGCCUGCAUGUUGUCCUGUUAGUUUGCAGGUGUGUUGCGGCAGUUUGUAGAGAGCCUCUGUGCUUCCACCGUCGCUAAGGGAGAGGGAGAGGCGUCUGGUUGAAGCUUCUUGCUGGGACCCAAAAUCGAAGGGGCUAUCCGUAAGGCACGAACAGGAUGCUAAAGAGAGCCACCGCUGCCACCUUCAACCACUUUCUGGGUUGAUCUAUGACGCCAAGCUGAGGUUCCUCGCAUUGUUUUGAUUUGAGUUCCUGUUGCGGGUUGGAGGUGUUGUUGGGUCGAGUCCUCUUACCCGGAUCCUUCUGCUGCCCUAGGCUUCUCUGGGCUGGGCUUUCAUUCAAGACUCUAGUGUUCUCUGUUUGUGUUAAGGGCUAAAGCCUUUUUGAGUUGAGGGCUUGGAUCUUUUUUUUUUUUUUCAGCUGUUUUGUCUCGGCCUGGGGAUUGUUGCUUGUAACUUGGAGCCUUAUAUAUGCCUUAACUUUUGGUCUUA
Hevea brasiliensis (rubber tree) is the source of this 2849-nucleotide messenger RNA. RefSeq names its product pentatricopeptide repeat-containing protein At1g11290, chloroplastic-like. NCBI's taxonomy places the organism in Eukaryota, Viridiplantae, Streptophyta, Magnoliopsida, Malpighiales, Euphorbiaceae. Gene Ontology annotation, molecular function: protein binding; RNA binding. The record is from RefSeq and is a predicted model, not a curated record. Gene Ontology annotation, cellular component: intracellular membrane-bounded organelle. The coding region runs from base 51 to 1934 and encodes 627 amino acids. The transcript has a single exon. Gene Ontology annotation, biological process: RNA modification.